Molecule: messenger RNA, 468 nt
Organism: Xyrichtys novacula (pearly razorfish)
Lineage: Eukaryota; Metazoa; Chordata; Actinopteri; Labriformes; Labridae
Source: the annotation of a GenBank genome assembly
AUGGCUGAAAUUGAGGAGACAAUAGAUAAGCAGCUGGAGAGGAUCAUCAGAGAAAUCAUCCUGGAGGAAGAGAGACUGAUCAAGGAAGUAUUUAGUGACGAGCUCGAAAACAUCCAGAAGCAACAUGCAAUUGAUCUGACUCUGGAUCCAGACUCAGCACACCCCUGCCUCUCAGAGGACAGGAAAGAAGUGAGGGAUGGAGGCAGACGAAGGAACAUCUCUGACAACCCCCAGGUUCAACUUUCUCUAUUUUAUCCUGGGAGAAGAGGGUUUUUCCACCAGCAAGUUCUAUUACGAAGUCCAGGUAAAAGGGCAAACAUGCUGGGAGGUUGGCGUGGGAAGAGUCCAUCAACAGGAAAGGCAUGGAUUUGUCCCUCAGCCCAGAGAGUCGAUCCUGGACUCUGGGUUAUUAUUUUGGACACCUCCAAGCUAAAACCAAUCCUCCUGUGGUUUUGCCCCUGCCUGUAG